Gadus macrocephalus (Pacific cod) is the source of this 3848-nucleotide messenger RNA. RefSeq lists its product as uncharacterized. The coding region runs from base 1001 to 3595 and encodes 864 amino acids. NCBI's taxonomy places the organism in Eukaryota, Metazoa, Chordata, Actinopteri, Gadiformes, Gadidae. The record is from RefSeq and is a predicted model, not a curated record. The transcript has 14 exons.
ACUAAAAAUAAGAAGUAGGACUAAAACUACGCCACAAAAAUGUAUAAUAUCAGCCCAAAUGUAGUGGGUAGCCCAUUUAGAGCUGUACAGUAGCAAUUUAAUUUGACAGAUUUAUUUAAGACACUACACCGUCAUAAAUGUGCACAGAUGUAUUUUAGCCAGCUAGUAGCCUAUCCGAGCCCUACAGCCAGCUAGUAGGGCUACAGGAUGAAAAAGGCUAAGUCUUUAAAUGUAAACUUUAUUUUAGUGUAAUUUUAUUUGAAGAGCCUUGCAUAAACGAUAUUGACCGUUGCUAUGAACAAGAAACAUGUUUCCUAAAUGUUUAAAUCAGGUCACGAUGUAAUCUUUAAUGUGGUGUGUGAUGGCUACCUUGCAUCAAUGACUGAGAUGUGCUUUGAUCGACCUAAAGCAUUUAGACAGCCUAUUCAAGAGUCUACCACACUAUUGUCCACUCCUACAACAUGUAUACAUACCGUUGUUGAUCAGAGAGAGUAUACAUAUAAUGAUUAUAGUCUCUUUACAUAAGCAACAUGUAUGCAGAAUAAAAUAUUUGAAAUAAAUACGGUUCUGUUUGGAAAAUCACAAAAAAUAGGCUUUAAACUUUGUUUCCAGAAUAUUAGAUUAAAUUAUAAGUAUUAUAAGUCAUAUGCUACCACCAGAAGUUCUCUGAUCUGUGGGCGUAGCCUACAUAUCCCUUCAAAUGAAAUGCUACCUUUUAUUUGUCAAUCUGUUCUGUAUCUCAAUCAAGUUUGAGUUCCCAAUUCUGCCCUCUCUUUUCUCAACAGAUCCUGCAAAUUUGUCAUCCUACCAACCCUCUUCUAGUUUAUUGCAAACAGAACCACCCAAAGGCACUUUUUAGAGCCACGUCUUUUCUUGUUUACUUGUCCUUGAUGUGUUUUACCUGUUAGCCGUUGUCUCUCACUGUCACUGUGCUUAUCUUUGUGUUUGUCUUAUUUGUUCAUCUUUCUGUUGCCUGUCUAUCUGUCUGUGGGUCUUCAUCAUGAGCGAUUCAGAGCUUGAGGAUCUGCUCCAGAGUUCUGAUGACCUGGUUCAUAAGCUGGACUUGCAAGAGGUGGAUGACUCGGUGGGUGGGCUCCAGAAAGAGCAAGCUACUGCACCUCUGCCAAAGGUUAAGUGGAAGAAGAGGGAUAGCGAUGGCAACGUAAUCCGAGUACCACACUCAAGGCGGAGUCAGUCUAACCAGGCUAGCUGCAGUCAGAAGUCUAAUCCUCCUGUUGAUGUUCCUGACACUAGCUCUGAGGUGGUCUUUGCUCCAGAGGCUAUUGAGGGGUUUUUACAAGACCUCCAGCUGUCUUUGUGUGAUGCCACAGGAGAUGAGAUGGAAGCACCAACCCCAAGACCUCUUGUGGCUUCAUCCAACUGGAGCACCAGAAAAACGAUCUUUUCAGAAAGCUGGAGGGCAGCAAGACCACAGCUGGUUAACACUGCAGUUGCACGAGAAAAUGUGGAAGCCCACAUGUGCCAACAGUGUACGAGCAAUUCCGCUGUUGUCCGUUGCCGUGAUUGCCGUCCACGCCCCUUCUUCUGUGCCGACUGUGAUGUCAGCAUGCACACCAGACACCCCCUCCACAACAGAGAUGGCAGUACUGCGGGAUUCUUCCAGCCAUUGCCCCCAACAACGUAUGUGUUGAAUAGGGCCCUUAUCCCCUGUGUGCGUUAUGUACCUGUGGAGAUCCCUGAAAAAAUCUGUGGUUGUCCAACAGACUCAUUAAGGAUCAAACCAGGAAAAUCUGUGGCUGUGAUCACAAUGAAUGGACGACAUGAGCUCAGCAUGCCAGAGUUGGCUUGCAGUGCAUGCAAAGCCACUUGGACUGCUGGAGUUGAGGAAGUUCUUAGGUGUGACUACUGGCCAGCUACACUUCACUUUGCCACAAUCUAUGAAACAGAUGUUUUCUUCUCAUUUGAAGAAUUGAAAAUGGCUGCACCUGGACUGUCCUGUCAGGCAUUUUUAAAAAUGCUCGAUCAGCGAACUGUCCGCUUUGGGCGUACAGGGAAAAUCUCAGGCGAUAGCUUCUUGAAAAGCUUCUUCGAGUGGGAGGCUGUGAGAUAUGAGGUGGACAGCCUCUGCAAGGAGGAGCCCUUCACCUGUCGAGCAUGCAGCCCGGAUAUGCUUGCGGUUUCUGUGGAUGGAAACCGCAAGCAUUACCGCUUCAAAAACGCAGCAAGAUCUGAGGAGCAGGCCAUUUUCAAUGACGUCUUCAUAGCAAAGGAUGAAGACGUCACACGAUUUGUCAACCAUGUUCACAGCACAACAAAACAUGUCUCCGGAAGAGGUGUUUGUGGCGGGGAAUGGUCGGCGGCUCGAGAGACGUCCCAAAAAUCAGCCAGCAAACUGGACGAGGAGGGACUGGAGCUGGCUGUUUGUCGUCAUGGAGUCCUCCUCUGUGCCCUCAACAUGUACAGGGGAGAAAUCUUUGCCUAUCCCCUUUUUCUCCAGGAAAAGCUGGCCAGUAGUAGUCCUACAUUCUUUUGCAUGGAUGUAGCCUGUAAGUACUGGCCAUACCUGCAGAAAAUCAUCAAAAGCUGCCCCGAGUUUCAACAUCUGCUGGAAAUGAAGCCCUUCCUCUCGGUGUUUCAUGCAAAAGCCCAUGAUUUUAAAUGUGAAAUCAAAUGGAGUGGAGCAUUCCUGGAGGGGGCUGGGUUAACACUUGGGGAGGAGGUGGAACAAGUGAAUGCCUUCGUCUCUAGGAUAGCAGUUACGACAAAGCACAUGUCAAAAGCAGGGCGUAACGACAUGUUGACACUCAUGGCCAUGCGGUGGAAUGAGCAGAAGAUGAAGAACUUGGCCACCUACCUGUCCCGCAGAUAUUUAAAAACCACAAAAGCUCUCGACAUGAAGACAAUGGAAGUGGAGUCGAUGAAGGCCGAGUUGGCAGCGACCGAUGGGCAAUUCGAGGACUGGGUCAGGGAUGUGAAGGAUUGGGCAGAAACAACAACCAGCAGCACAACAGACGCUGCUGCUUCCUUGGCCAGGAAGAUAGAGACGCUGGUUGUGAGUGUAAAAAGACGCUCCCAGCGACUUUACAAAGAACAGGACUCAAACAAAGGUCGCGCAAGGACACGCCGGAAGAUCAGGGAGGAGAAAGGGAUCUUGACUGCUGCUGUUCAGCAGUACAACGGAAUGGUUCCGAGCACAGAAACUCUGUGCUUUGAAACCAUUCUGUCUGAAGAGACAGCUUGGCCAUGGCAGCUACCUGGCAAUGACUCUGUCGACCUCAGGACGAAGAGGAGAGUUUUUGACGGUGUCAUGGCGGAACGGAGACUAAGGGAAGAAAAAAAGAUCCUUUUGUUAGAGAUGAACCGCCACUGGAGGUCCUUAACACUUCGUGGGGAUUCCUUAAAAGAGCUGAUUUGUAGCACAACAAUGCCAGAUUCACAGUGGGCUUUGACUGUGGAAGGAAUGAAAGGUCUGCAGAGCAUCGCCAAACAAAAGCUGCAUCGUGUCCGGGAAAUGAUGGCUUUGGCGAGACAAUGCUACCUCAAAGUUUUGACUGGAGCGGAGAACGUCCUUCCAAUCUUUUCAGAUGUGUAUUCCGACAGUGACUCUGGCUCUGACCUUGAGGAUCUGGAGUGAACAGGAAGUGAAAAUGGUUGUGAUGUUGUGUUCAAUAUUAAAAUAGAUGUUGAACUCGUGUUUGCUGUGUGUAGGUAUAUAUGACAACAUCCUGAAAAUUACGCUUGCAACUCCUUAUCCUCUGGCUGUUUUUGACUUAUAGAGGUGCACAAAGAUUUAUGGCACAUUGCACAAACAUCAAAUAGUCAAUAUUUUGCUUGGAUGUAAUGCAUACAUGCAUACUGUAAGUAUAGUAAUGGAAUAGUGAUGGCAA